UUGAUAAAAAAGGUAGAAAUGUCGGGAUAGUAGAAAUGUCAGGAUGGUGGAAAUAUCAGGAAGGUGGAAAUGUCGGGACAUUGGAAAUGUCUGGGAAAUAUGUUAUGUCUGGGAAAUAUGUUAUGUCUGGAAAAUAG
Molecule: messenger RNA, 137 nt
Organism: Cetraspora pellucida
Lineage: Eukaryota; Fungi; Glomeromycota; Glomeromycetes; Diversisporales; Gigasporaceae
Source: the annotation of a GenBank genome assembly